Molecule: messenger RNA, 1629 nt
Organism: Kazachstania africana CBS 2517
Lineage: Eukaryota; Fungi; Ascomycota; Saccharomycetes; Saccharomycetales; Saccharomycetaceae
Gene: MID1
Product: Mid1p
Exons: 1
Coding region: 1-1629 (542 amino acids)
Biological process (GO): calcium ion import across plasma membrane
Molecular function (GO): calcium channel activity; protein binding
Source: RefSeq, a predicted model, not a curated record
AUGCUACUAAAGCCUCUUGUUACAUUGUUAUUACUAUUUGUGAACAUUGUAUACACCCUAUCAUGGAAUUCUUUCGGAGAUGUCAAUGGUACUACUUUCUCUCCUGGGAUCAAAUUGGUUGAUUACAAACGAUCCUCGAUACAUGAAGAUGAUGCUCCUUCUAGAUCGAUUAUAAACUCAGAUACAAUCACGGAAUGGACACCUAUCUCUUCUAACUUAACUGCUGGCAGUCAGGAUUAUUUUGUUUUCUCUAUAGAUCUUUCACAAAGCAAAAUCUCAUCAACUUAUGAAAUUUUGAUCUUUUUAAGUGGUAAUAUUUGCAGUAGACCAAUGGGAAACGAUGAUAUAGAAGUGAAUGUCUCAUACAGUUUUAACGAUAGUAUUGCUUCAGAUCCUUCCACCGGCUCGAAUAGUCAAUUUGAUAGAGGUUAUUUGGCUGCCUUGGCAGUCAGUCCCAUUCAAGGUACUACGUCGAACUCAACUUCAGAAUACUCGUAUCUCUACGUUAUAAUAGAACUUUAUAACUCUACAACAGGAAAACCGUUGGACUCUAAUGCCACUGAUGUAGGGACAUGGAGAUAUAGUUUAAGUAUCUCAGAAAACGAUCUAGUAUACCAGUGGGAUUCAAGAACUUGGCUGUCAGUACUCGAUACUGACGAUUCUUCCGCUUUGCUAAGGACUGGUAAUGUAAGUUCUAUCAACAGUUUAUCACAAGCUAACACAAAUUAUUCCAUCUAUGAUCCUUCCUUGUAUGAUCUGUACAUUUACUCCUUGGAAGAUUCGGAAAAGUUCAAUGGAUUCAACUUAUCCUUAUGUGCUGUUAAAAAUGGACCUUACUUGGUUCGUUCAGUUAAUGAUUCUUCAGAAAGCUCAAGUCUAACAGAAAACACUCUGGCGGUACAGAAAAGUAUUAACUCCAAAUCCGAUAGUAUAAGUGAAUACUUCUACGUUACGGGUUUGAAUAGCUCAACUACUUACGUAGCAUAUCUAAUCAAGAAAAUUUCUCAACAAGGUAGUCUUUCUGAUGUAGGGGGUGUGCUUUUUACAAAAGUUUCUUUUACUACAGCAGAUGAUGACACCUGCUCGCUGAUUUACAACCUAGACUUCUGUCCCGAUGUUUCAUACUCCGUUCCAUCAUCUUCUUUAAUAGAAGGAAACAAAACUUUAUUGGCAGAAACAUACCAAAAGAUCGCACAAGAUUUGUAUUCAAAUUUCAGUACAGCGCUACAAAUGAUUCCAUGCCAAACCGAAGAAGACGCUGCUUAUUCUCCUUUAAGAACCUGUGACGAUUGUGCAGAAGCUUAUAGGAAUUGGCUUUGUGCCGUGACUAUCCCAAGAUGUAGUACAGAGGAAUCACCAUAUUUUAUCGCAAGGAAUAAAACUGCAAAUAGGAAUGUUUAUAUUGAUGAGUACAUUAAACCUUUGAGAAGCUACUAUGAAAUUCUUCCCUGCAUCGACAUGUGUUAUAACAUUGUGAAGAACUGUCCCAGCGAUUUUGGAUUUUCUUGCCCAUCUUCAGAUAGUUAUCCUGAGUUGUUAUACUCUAGUUACAACUUUUAUAGAAAUAAUGAAUCAUACGAUACCUGUAACUUUCUGGGCAACUACACUGACCUAACUGUAUAUUCGUGA